Dovyalis caffra is the source of this 873-nucleotide messenger RNA. Lineage: Eukaryota; Viridiplantae; Streptophyta; Magnoliopsida; Malpighiales; Salicaceae. The record is from the annotation of a GenBank genome assembly.
AUGACUGACCCGCCAACUUCAAACUCCAACUCCGAGACAGACUCCUCAAGCAUUUACACCUACUCCUACUCGCCAACCUCAUCUUCCCCAUCUUCGUCUGGGUUAUCACCAAACCCGGUAUCUAAACCCGACCCGGAAGAAAAUCCGAGGAAACAGAAGAGGCCAAGGGACAGCAGCAACAACAGCAAGCACCCGGUAUUUAGGGGGGUACGAAUGCGGUCAUGGGGGAAAUGGGUAUCGGAGAUCCGGGAACCAAGAAAGAAGAAUCGGAUCUGGCUAGGCACUUUCUCCACCCCAGAAAUGGCAGCACGUGCCCAUGACGUUGCAGCCUUGAGCAUUAAAGGCAACGCAGCCAUCCUCAACUUCCCCGAACUAGCCGAGUCCCUGCCCCGGCCCGCUUCUAACUCUCCACGUGACGUCCAAGCUGCCGCCGCUAAAGCCGCUUCCAUGGACUUUAACAUUGUCACAACAGCUUCUACCAAUGUCUGCGAAGACGAAAACAACAGUAAUAAUAACAGUAGGGCCAGUGAUAAUAAUGUGUCGUCGUCCUCACUAAUGACGCAGUCCUCCUCCUCCUCUUCUUCAUCUUCAACAGCAGAGGUGACGUCGUCUCCAAGUGAGAUGGCGACCCCUGAAGAACUGAGUGAGAUAGUUGAGUUGCCAAGUUUGGAAACGAGUUUCAAUGAAUCUUCUGAGUUUGUUCUGCUUGGUGACUCGUGGCCGUCCGUUAAUCAAUCCUGGUGUUAUGAAGAUUAUGAAACGCCUUUUUGUGUACAGAAGUGGAAGUCAAAACAUGGUGACCCAUUUCAUAGCUGUAAGGAUGUGAGAGCGAAGAAAACUUGGGUCCCCAUCUUGUUUCGCAAGGAUGCGUGA